This is a messenger RNA of Eruca vesicaria subsp. sativa (arugula), 789 nucleotides long. Lineage: Eukaryota; Viridiplantae; Streptophyta; Magnoliopsida; Brassicales; Brassicaceae. The record is from the annotation of a GenBank genome assembly.
AGAGCGAAAGUAGAGACACAAUCAUCGAAUCUCCGUUUCAGCUCCGAUUUGUGAAGUGGUAAUGGAUAACAUUGUGGACUCGUUGAACAAGGCUUACGAGAAGUUUGUUAUCGCCUCAGCUGAUGUUCUCGAGUCCAAAGAGAGUGCAGGUGGGGUAAAAGCUUCUCUAACUGAUGCUGCGUUAGAGAAUUUCAAGGAGAAAUGGGAGUUGUUCCGUGUGGCUUGUGAUCAAGCUGAGGAGUUUGUGGAGUCAGUGAAGCAGAGGAUUGGAUCUGAGUGUUUGGUUGAUGAGGCUACUGGUUUAACAACAACAACAACAGGAGGUAACUCAGGCCACCAAAGUGUUGGUGCUGCGACUAGUCUCCCUCCCAUUAGUGCAGUGAGGUUGGAACAGAUGAGUAGAGCGGUUAGAUGGCUUGUGCUUGAGCUGCAACGUGGGUCUGGUGCUGGUGGUGGUGGUUCUGUGCAUUCUUCUUCCUCCACAGGGUUUGAUCCUAGGUUCUCUGAAGAUUCGACUCAAUAGAGUCUGUUUACUACUACUACAAACACCUUUUGUAAGCUAAGAUUGUAUAUGCAUUACUCUUUGAGUCUUGGGGAAGAGUGGCCUAAUCAAUCUUUAUAUUCUGACCAAACAAGAAUCAACACUAGAUUGCUGAUCGAUUUGAUUUGUAGGACUUUUGAGUGUUUGUUCUGAAUAUCAAAGUAAAGGAGACUGUUUUUAUCUUCUUGUAAUUCUGCAUUAAACUAUGUUUGUCUGUUGGUUAAUGUGGUUUUAUGUUUUGUUAUUAA